Molecule: messenger RNA, 5184 nt
Organism: Xenia sp. Carnegie-2017
Lineage: Eukaryota; Metazoa; Cnidaria; Anthozoa; Malacalcyonacea; Xeniidae
Product: F-actin-monooxygenase MICAL2-like
Exons: 25
Coding region: 123-4577 (1484 amino acids)
Molecular function (GO): protein binding
Source: RefSeq, a predicted model, not a curated record
CAGGGUACAUGGGGAGAAACGGAGACUCUUUUAUCCUGUAAAAAUCCUUUUGAUAAUGUGAUAUUUUUUUGUGUCAACAAUGGCUAGUUGACUUCAGUAUUGUAUUAUUUUUUGGCAAAUACAUGGCUGAAAGCGACGAUUUUGUCAGCGGCACGCUAAAUGAAGAAAACCCCGAAGCUUUAUUCGACGCUUUUAUUGCAGCUUCGGAAUUCCUACCAACGUUAGAAGCGUUUUCUCGACUUUGUAAAAGCUUGAAUAUCGACACAAGCGGUUAUGAACACGUUUUCCGACUGCUGAAGGAACGAUUGAACAGUUGGAAGUGUCAAGCGUUGUGGUAUAAACUUGACAGAAGAGCGGAGCUUCAUACGUACAAGACGAAAGAUAAAAAAAAACCAUGUGCCAAGAACAAUGUCUUAAUCAUAGGCUGUGGGCCUUGUGGAUUGCGCGCUGCCAUCGAAGCCUCUCUACUCGGAGCGAAGGUUGUCGUUUUAGAAAAGCGAAAUAGCUUCUCUCGAAACAACGUGCUACAUCUAUGGCCAUUUCUUAUUGUUGAUCUUAAGAACUUGGGGGCAAAAAAAUUCUUCGGUCGAUUUGCUUCUGGUAGUCUAGAUCAUAUCAGCAUUCGUCGUCUUCAACUAAUUCUCCUCAAAGUUGCAUUGAUUUUUGGUGUUCAAGUGUAUUCAGAAUGCAUGUUUGUGAAACUACGAGAGCCUUCUGAAGGUCGAGGAUGGACGGCAGUUGUAAAGCCAGAAAAUCAUGUUGUUAAAAAGUUCCAGUUUGACGUCAUCAUUGGCACUGAUGGCCGCCGGCACACGCUCAAAGGCUUCAAAAGGAAAGAAUUCCGCGGAAAGCUUGCCAUUGCAAUCACCAUGAAUUUCAUUAACCGCAACACGAAAGCGGAGGCAAGGGUGGAGGAAAUAAGCGGUGUGGCGUUUAUAUUCAAUCAGGACUUUUUUCAAGAACUCAAGGAUGAAACUGGCAUCGAUUUGGAAAAUAUUGUUUAUUAUAAAGACGAAACUCACUACUUUGUCAUGACGGCAAAGAAGAAGAGUCUCUUGUGUAAAGGUGUUCUGAAAAAGGAUUUGGCAGAUCCGCAGGAUCUUCUUCACCAGCGGAAUGUCAAUCGUGAUAAACUUUUGAGCUACGCUAGGGAGGCCGCAGAUUUCUGUACAUCGAAGCAGCUGCCUCACCUGGACUUUGCAUUGAACUCUCACAACUCCGAAGACAUCGCCAUGUUUGAUUUUACUUCCAUGUACGCCGCGGAAAACGCCGCCAUGAUCUUCGACAUGAAAGGACAUCGUUUGUUGACUUGUCUUGCCGGCGACAGUUUAAUGGAGCCAUUUUGGCCGACAGGUUCCGGUUGCGCCAGGGGUUUUCUUUCCGUUUUUGAUGCCGCUUGGAUGAUAAGAGGCUGGGGUCUAGGUCAUCGUCCUAUCGACCUGAUCAUGGAACGCGAGGGCGUCUACAAACUCCUGGCUCAAACGACUGCCGAGAACGUGUCGAGGAAUUACGACGAAUACACGAUCGACCCAAAAUCGCGUUACCCACCAGCCAGCGUGAGGAAGGCGCUCAAGGAUUCUGUGAAGCAUCUGUAUAAGGUUGUACAGAAUUCCUUGGAGGAAAGUUUGGCUGAGGAGGCUGUAUCCCCGAAUGUGGACAUUGAUCGGCCAGCCAUUAUGCGGAACAAAGUUAGCCCCGAUCUGUUGUUGUCUUGGUGUCAGAAACAUACGAAAGGCUACAAGAACGUCGACAUCAGAGACAUGUCGUUUUCUUGGAAAAACGGUUUAGGAUUUUGCGCCCUCAUUCAUAACUUUCGGCCCGAUCUUAUUGAUUUUGAACGACUUAACGAAGAUGAUGUUGAGAAAAAUAACGAGACGGCUUUCAACAUCGCAGAAAAUGAGUUAGGCAUUCCGCCCCAGAUCUCCGCUUUCGAGAUGGCCAAUAAUGCAAAGCCGGAUUUGCUCAGCAUAGUGACUUAUCUCGCUCAAUAUUACGAAGCUUUUAAAGAUCAGAAACGAGUCCAACCAAACAACACGUCCAGCGGUAAAGUGUCGUCACAGGAGGCGAAGCACAAGUCACCGCGAUCCAAAGUUUCUGCUAUUUCCAAAAUAAGCAUGAAAAAUAAGGGUAAACGUAGAAACAAGGACGAGGUCGAGAGAUCUAGCAAGAAGUCGAAAGCGACAGAAAAGAAUCAGAUUUCUUCGAAGACGACCAAUGGUGUUGCUUCGGCGUAUAUAAAAACAAAUGAUUUUGAUGAAGAUAAUUUACAGAUCUCUGAAAAUGGUUACGUGAAACCCAGCAGCCGAAUAAAUGCGUUAGCCGAACAAGUUUUUGGCGUUACAGCGGAUCCAAAACAGCAGAGAAAGGCAACAUCCGACUUACCUACACGAUAUCAACAACAAUCGUUUAGUGAUAGUGAACAUUGUCAUUUCUGCAACGAGAGAGUGUUCGUUCUUGAAAGAUUGUCGGCCGAAGGAUUUUUCUUCCAUCGCAAAUGCUUUAAAUGCGAAGUAUGCGAAGAGACGUUGAGGUUGGGUAACUAUGGUUACAUACCAUCCGAAGACAACAAGCCCGGGAAAUUUUACUGCAAGGCACAUUACCGCAAGAUUAUGUACAAAACACCUACGGGCUCACAAAGCAAUAGGAAAAGUCUAGACGUGACCACGGUUUCUACUCCGGCUCGUCGAUCGCAUUCCCUGGGGAAUAUCGACGUGGGCUUGCGCAAGACGGCGGAGAAACCGAUUGACUUUGAGACCGCGUCUGAGGAGUCGCCACCGAAGAAAGUGCUCAAAGUACCCAAUAAUCUUCGCGAGGAAAUAAACAGUCUCAGUCCCCCACGUACUAGCACGCCGUCUAGUGACCACGAUGCAUCCUUAUUGGCCUCCUAUGACAUCAUCAAUACGAGUAGUGUGGAAAAAUCCAUGCAGGAGAAGUCAAACCAGGUUGGAGGUGAAUCGAGUCACGAAGGGAAGGCUGGAACGCCAUUAGGUCGAGCGGGUGCCAGCCGUAAGGCGGUCAACAAAUACGUCAAACUAGAAGCCAGGCCUCUUCGACGGUCCAGUAUAAGUGCAGCGCGAAAAUCCGAUAAAGGAACGCGUAGAUUGUUUCUUCACAAGAAGUCUCCCGCGGAAGGAAAGGUAAAGAAGAAAAAAGCUGCUAGUGAAAAUGUGCUCUCUCCUGAAUUGCCUGCUAGUCCACCACCUGUACCACCUCCUAAACCACCGCGGGCUCAUCAAGUUAAGAAUAUUGCCGAGCAGCCACAGUCUCCUGAACAAACAGGAAAGAGCGGGAAAGGAAAGCGUCGAAGGAACUCUAAACGGGCAAGAUACCCCGAAUCCAUGGCUUUCUCAGAUACAUUUUUAAUAACUAAGGUUUCGAGUAUUUCUAUUGAUGAUGACGUCAAUCCCAGUGAGCGUGGGGAUACUACAGAGGAUCUACGGGCGUGUUUGGGAGAGACCACUCCGAGGCGUGUCGGCUUGCAAUCUUCGCUCACAAGAAAGCGACGCAGUGCUGAUCCAAAGAAACAUUGGUCAGCUUAUUACAGGGCGGCGAUGAAUUCAGAUGAUUCAGCUGGUGAAGAAUCUAAAAGGCCACUAUCUCAACCGGAACCAUUAAAGGAAUCCGAGCUUCCUCCUAGUGAACCUCCUGCCGAUUCUCAGAAUGGUCUACCUACCCUCUACGAAGAUCGUGAGCUUUCACCGACGUCUCCUAACAAAAAACCAAAAUGGCAAAUCUUUGCCGUCCAUCACAAGAAGGACAAAAAGAGCAGGGAGGAAAAGAAACGGCUAAAGGAGGAACAAAAACGAGAAAAGAAGGAAAAGAAACGAUUGAAGAAAGAGAAGAAAUCAAAAGGAAAGGAGUAUAGGGAUGGCGCAGAAUCACCUGAAGUUAUACUCUGUGAAACAGAUGAGACCAAAUCACCAGACGUUUCUGAUGCUGGAAAACAAGACAACUUUUACGAAUCGAGUGAAGACGAAGACUGUCCUGAGUGGCAGCGUUUGGCAAGAAACAGAGAGAAACGAUUCCAGCUCGCUGAGAAUGAACGAGAAGCGCGGCGUCAGAAGAAAAACCAGCAGUUCUAUAUUAAACUCGAGAUGCGAGAGAGAGAACGCAAGCGGUUGAGAAUUGCUCAAUCCAUACAACGAGAGCUCGUUGAAUGCGAGGUUAGGCAACAAGAGCUCGAAACUCGUGCCGUUGUUGUGGAGAAGAAGAUGGCAUCGGUGGAAGCCGGCAACCCGAACGUGGAACAAAAAUUAAUGUUGGAGUGGUUUGACUUGGUUAAUAGGAAGAACACUUUAGUCCGUUAUGAGUCGGAGCUCGUCAUUAGAUCGACUUCAAUUGAACUUGAAGAUAAACAGCAACAUCUUGAACUGCAGAUCAGAGAACUCAUGAUGAAAGAUGUAUCUACUGAAGAAGAUCAAACCAUGAUCGGCUUGUUGACGCGAGAGUUAGUUGAUAUCGUAGACCAAAGAAAUUCUUUGGUGGAACUGUUAGAUAACGAUAGAAAACGUGAAAUCGAGGAAGACAUGCAGUUUGAAACAAUGAUGGCAUCAAAAGGUUUAGUACUGCCAUCAUGAUCAUACUCACCUCUGGUUGGUUUUCGUUUUACGAAAAUGAAAUUACUUAUGGCAUCACUGAUCUAUCCAUCUCCGACAACGAUAUACAAUAUUUGUUUAGUUUAUUGUAAAGAACAUUGUGGUCACAUGACCUUAUAGAUAUAUAUUACAAAUUAUACCGAACAAUUUAUUCAAAGUUGGACUUAAUUUACAGCAGUGGCAUUGCUACUACGGAGGAAACUGAGUUAAAAGUUUUAAAUAGUCUAGUUGACAAAUUCAUAGUAGCUAACAAUAGAAGCUUGUAAUUUUUCAAAGGGGUAGACCCCAGACUUCCCUCACUAUUGACAUUAACAGCAUCCCCAAAGUUGAAACAUCCCGUCCGAUGUGAAUUACAUUACUUUAUAGACUAGUGAUGUAACAACUAAACAUAUAUUUUUUGUUUUACUCUGUGUUUUCAAAAUGAUGUUUUGUCGACAGCAUUUGUUCCUGAAUGUUCGAUAUUCACAUGAAGCAUAGAACAUAUCUAGAAGGGUGAAAACUGAAAAAUAAAUCCAGGAUAUCUAGUUGAAACUCCUAUCCAAAAAACUGUUACUUAGUUGAAUGUGAUAAUAUAACAGACCUGUUUAAA